This is a messenger RNA of Anguilla rostrata (American eel), 5404 nucleotides long. It is a transcript of the gene evi5a, whose product is annotated as ecotropic viral integration site 5a. The coding region runs from base 460 to 2937 and encodes 825 amino acids. The record is from RefSeq and is a predicted model, not a curated record. NCBI's taxonomy places the organism in Eukaryota, Metazoa, Chordata, Actinopteri, Anguilliformes, Anguillidae. The transcript has 20 exons.
CGGUGUCACGCUGGUAUUUCUUGGCAGAAACUCACUCGCUCACUGUCGACCGCGCGUGACGCUGUGAACGGACGGGAUUUCUAACAGGGGUCGAGAGGUGAAGGUAAAUUCCAUUUUCGCUGGAAGAGGGCAGGACUAGUAAACGCACAUGCUCCCGCCUCGCAAAUUCGCCGAGCUGCACACUCUGCUGUUUGAGGAGCACUUUGACCCUGCACGACCGGCAGACUGCCGUGAGACUAAGCAAACUCGCUUCUGCUCUUGAAGACGCGAGAAGUGCGUUUCGAGACCGAGAGUAGUUUUAGGAGGAAAAGGAGCGUCUCUCUGUCUUUAAAAAACAUCGUCUGUUGCAGCUGUCGGUGAUAUGAGAGACACGCACUGGUGGCGACAGACAAGGUUGCAGGCAAGCUGAGUUCGACUCUCUCAUGGGUGAAGAACUCGGUGUCUCAGACCGUCAGUCAGAUGGCUAGCCAGGUGGCCCCGCCCUCCACGCUCCACACCCCCUCCACCUCCACCUCCACCAGCCUCUCCACGCCCCUGUCGCCCUCCUCGCCCUCCACGCCCUCCCAGCUCAGCCCCGAUGAGAUGGAGCUGCUCGCCCGGUUGGAGGAGCAGAACAGGCUCCUGGAGACGGACAGCAAGUCGCUGAAGUCGGUGAACGGCUCGCGGCGCAACAGCGGCGCCUCGCUGGUGUCCAGCUCCUCGGCCUCCUCCAACCUGUCCCACCUGGAGGAGGACACCUGGAUCCUGUGGGGCCGCAUCGUCAACGACUGGGAGGAGGUGCGCAAGAAGAAGGAGAAGCAGCUGAAGGAGCUGGUCAGGAAGGGGAUCCCGCAUCACUUCCGAGCGAUCGUGUGGCAGCUGCUGUGCAAUGCCCAGAACAUGCCCAUCAAGGACCAGUACUCGGAGCUGCUGAAGAUGACCUCGCCCUGCGAGAAGCUGAUUCGCCGCGACAUCGCCCGCACCUACCCCGAGCAAGAGUUCUUCAAGGAGAAGGACAGCCUGGGCCAGGAGGUGCUCUUCAACGUCAUGAAGGCCUACUCGCUGGUGGACCGGGAGGUGGGCUACUGUCAGGGGAGCGCGUUUAUCGUGGGACUCUUGCUCAUGCAGAUGCCGGAGGAAGAGGCCUUCUGUGUGUUUGUGAAGCUGAUGCAGGACUACCGGCUCAGAGAGCUCUUCAAGCCCAGCAUGGCCGAGCUGGGGCUCUGCAUGUACCAGUUUGAGUGCAUGAUCCAGGAGCUGCUGCCAGAACUCCACCUGCACUUCCAGGCCCAGAGCUUCCACACCUCCAUGUACGCCUCCUCCUGGUUCCUCACAAUCUUCCUCACCUCCUUCCCGCUCACCGUCGCCACAAGAAUCUUCGACAUCUUCAUGUGUGAGGGUCUGGAGAUUGUGUUCCGCGUGGGUCUGGCCAUCCUCCAGAUGAACCAGGCUGAGCUCAUGCAGCUGGACAUGGAGGGAAUGCUACAGCACUUUCAGAAAGUCAUCCCGCACCAGCUGGAAACCGGUCACGACAAGGUGAUCCUCACCGCCUACCAAGUCAAGUACAACGCCAAGAAAAUGAAGAAGCUAGAAAAGGAAUACACUACAAUCAAAACCAAGGAGAUGGAGGAGCAGGUGGAAAUCAAGAGGCUGCGCACAGAGAACAGGCUUCUGAAGCAGAGGAUCGAGACCCUGGAGAAAGAAAGCGCUUCCUUGGCUGAUAGAUUGAUCCAGGGGCAAGUGACGCGGGCUCAGGAGGCGGAGGAGAGCUACCUGGUAAAGCGGGAGCUGGCCACCGUCAGGCAGCAGCACGAGGAGGCCAGCGCCCGGCUGGAGCAGGCGCACGGCACCAUCCGCCAACUGCAGCAGCAGCAAGAGCAGCUCCAGCGCGGCCCGCAGCCGCCAGCGCAGCCCAAAUGUAACCCGUGCUACACAGAGGAGAUGGUUGUGCAGCUGGAGCGGGAGCUGGUGCAGGCUCGGCUGAAGGAGGCGGAGUCACAGUGCGCUCUUAAGGAAAUGCAGGACAAGGUCCUGAACAUGGAGAAGAGGAACGCAGACCUGCCGGAUGACAGUAAUGUGGUGCGGCUGCAGGAGGAGCUGAUUGGUGUAAAGCUGAGGGAGGCGGAGGCUGUCACUGGCCUGAAGGAACUACGGCAACAGGUCAGAGACCUGGAGGACCACUGGCAGAGGCACCUGGCGCGGACGGCGGGCCGCUGGAAGGACAGCCCCCGGAAGAACACGGUGAACGAGCUGCAGGACGAGCUGAUGGGCGUGCGGCUGCGGGAGGCCGAGGCGCAGGCCGUGAUCAGAGAGACCCGGCAGAGGCUGCUGGAGCUGGAGACCCAGAACCAGGUCCAGGGGAACCAGCUGCGGCGGGCGGAGCAGACUGGGCGGAGCCUGCAGGAGCGGGUGCAGCUGCUGACCGCCCAGAACAAGGGCUUGCUGGUGCAGCUGCAGGAGGCGAAGCGCAAGCAGGCCGAGCUGGAGUGCAAGAGCAAAGAGGAUGUGAUGGCGGUGAGACUGCGUGAGGCUGAUAACAUGGCCACCAUGGCGGAGCUGCAGCAGCACAUCGCCGAGCUGGAGAUACAGAAAGAAGAGGGAAAGUUCCAGGGCCAACUGAACAGCUCCGACUGCAGCCAGUACAUCCGCGAGCUGAAGGACCAGAUAGCGGAGCUAAAGCACGAGAUCCAGUGCCUGCGCAGCCAGAGGGGAGUGUGCAGCCAGCCCUCUUUUGACGGGAUCCACAUCGUGAGCCACUACAUCGGGGACGACGGGCCGUACCUGUCCCCGGACGCCCCCUCCCCCCCGGAGUCCCAGCGGGACGUCACCCGAAUCGUCCUGCACUCCAGCGUGGUGGACACGGACAGCGACGGGGAGGAGGACAGCCUGCGCCUCACCGUCCCCCCCGCCGCCGGCCCCCAGCAGGCCCAGAACAACCGCAAGACCACCACCGUGUGACGGCCAGCAGGGCGGCGCUCUCGCGCCACGGUUCGGGGAAGAACGUCCCGCUCUGCGCUCGUUCAGGACCUGGAUGGGUGGAGGUGGGGUGGGGUGUUUGGGGGCAUUGGCAGUUCCCCCCCCUCCUGCGGAUAGAAGCGCAGAUUUUCGGUCUGAGGAACUCUCAAAGUGGCUUCCUCUUUAAAAGCACGGAAAAGCAGACAGAGAGACAGAACCUGACCCAGCAUGUCACUUCCACUUGCUCUGGAGUCUGCCUUGCCUUUGCCAAAAUGCAGUGCGAUGCCCACGCUUCACUGCCAUCCAACAGACUCCAGCGGGAACAGACACUUGUGGGGGCCAGUAGGGGGCAGUAUUAAUGCUCAGCUGUAGUCAUGCCGGUGUUGGAACCUCUACAGGUCCCCCCCCCCCCCGUGAGCCACCGUGAAAAUCAGAAACUCACUAACACGCGCACACACACACGCACACACACACUUGGCUCCAGGUACAACAACAUAGACAGAGACUUUGUGCAAUAUCUCCUUUUAUGCUUGACGACAAAAGUUUUAUCACGUUUUUUUGUUGAAAUAUUUUAUGUUUGGAACGGUUAAUUUGUGUUGCUCGACGGACAUUGCAGCCGAUUCACUCCGUAUGAAUUCAGCAAUUAGCUGCUCUGAUGUGCAGCUCCCACUGAGAGGAGCUGUGCACACAAAGUUGUUUUGGAGUGAUCUGUAUUAAGCAUUAAACACUCCAGUAUAAAUGCCAGAAAAGUAACUCUAUUAGACUUUUUUUUAUUGGCUGUGCUUUUUGCCAGCAGCCAUAUGGUCAAUAGAGAUCUGUAUCUGUGUAUAUAUUUAGUACUCAAAUUUUUUUUUUUUUUUGUGUUCAUAUCAUUAUAUUGACUUGAAGCCUUUCAUAGAUUAUUUCACAUGAUCUGCUUUUAACAUCUAUUAUUACCAUUGAUUUUAAAGGGACAUUUCACUCAUUAAUGCGUUGUGAUUUCACGUGAAGAAAGAUCAGAGAUUCAAGCAAGCAAAGUUGUUUUUGUAUGCAAAUGUUAUUUAUGGGCAUUUUCUGAGGUUGAAUGGGAAACUGCAGGAAAGUGUAUUGUGUGCAUGUGUGCGACAGAUAGGCAAAUGGCUCUGGAGGACUCUAAUUACAGCUGGUGAUUUAUUCUGGGCUGUCACCGAUAUUGCAUUCUGUUUAAUCAGUGCAUAUCACGUCUUGGCUCUGAAUUAGCUAUAAUCAGGUCUCUGUAAUGGUAAACUGUAAUGGUUUGGAGCCGUUUGCUAAAUGAGGACGUACAUGUUCCAGUGUAAACUGAUGCACACAAACCGAUGCGUUUCUCAUGAACUUCCCCACCCAGUUUCUUGGUACACUUGUUUUCUUGACAGAUGAUUGGCUUGUUUAAAAUCACAAGUCAGUUUUAAAGUAAACCGUAUACAGAUGUAUCAAGAUACCAGAGAGUGAACUUGACACCCGUGUGUUUCUGUAGGUCUGAUUUUUAUACCCGAAGUGCUGAUCUUCAGUAUGUACUGUACAUGUAUGAAAAGACUAUUUACACAUGACCUGCGACGGGCAGGGGAUUAUUUACUGUGAUACAGUAGAAAAGGGAGCUUAUCAAAUCAAAAAUGUAUUUAAAGAACAAACUGAUAAAUACUGUGUAGCCUCGAUGGCCACUUUUAUUUCUUUACACCCUGUAAAUAUGUUUUUUUUUUUGUUUGUUUGUUUUUUGGUUUGUUUGUUUUUAACUAAAUGCAGAUAUGCAUUGCUGGUAAAAGGAAGCGACCAUUUCUCACUCAGUCACUGUGGACAGGAAGUCUUCGGCUCUGGUGGAUGUUUUCAUUUGUGUGUCCAGUGCCUGCGACCGGCGGGCCUCACAGCCUCAGUGCUCAGCUGUGUGAGAGAGAGAGAUGGCCACACUGUGCAGGGUGUACACCACGAGAUGCGUCUCUCUCUCUCUCUCUCUCUCUCUCUCUCUAAUGAUGGCCCAGCUGGACAGAGCCCUGACCUACGUUGCCUUGGAUCCAGUGGCACUAGACAGUGGGUCUGAACUAACACCCUGCCGGAGUCCUCUGGCUUUCCCGCUUCCGUCACUGGACACCUUCCCCACCUAGAGGUUCCAAACCCGUGCCUCGAAUUCACUCCAAGCCCUCAAGCAGGCCUGAAUGGCGCUUCUGAUUAGAACGUAAUGAUGAUGAAUCUUUGGGCAGAGUCUACUUGGUAAAGUGUCCCGUGUUAAAUCCGCUCUUACAAAGUGCAUAUCCUUCCUGCUCUGGUCCAGAGUUAGAGUUGAAUUAACAAUGGACAUAUUACUGUGUAGUCAGUUCACUCCAUAGGGAAAAGGACACUGGUAGCUGGUGAGAGAGGCACGUCCUUUUGGGGGAAAAAUACCAGCCUGGCAACACUAUCCGUUGGACACAUUUCAAAAUGCAUAUUUAAAAAACACUGUGUGUAAUGUUUAAAAUAAAAAUGUCAUUAUUUAAUCAAA